Messenger RNA from Brenthis ino (lesser marbled fritillary), 624 nucleotides. NCBI's taxonomy places the organism in Eukaryota, Metazoa, Arthropoda, Insecta, Lepidoptera, Nymphalidae. The record is from the annotation of a GenBank genome assembly.
AUGGCUACGUUAAUUCAGUCAUAUGAGCAGCAGUACUCGGUGCUUACAGCAGAUAUUACAUCCAAGAUAGGUCGAUUAAAAUCGGCCAGUGAAGAUGAACGUGAAAAUUUAUCCAGAGAAAUACAAUCAAAUUUUGACGAAGCCAAUGAUUUGUUGGAACAGUUAGAAUUGGAGUACAGAGGAGCAGGGGCUGGAUCUCGAGUGGCAGCAUAUAGAGUAGAAUUGCAAAGAGUAAGAGAAGAAUACCGCUCUGUUGCUAGCAAUUCUGCUACUUAUAAUAUAGACCCAGAUGAAUAUGAAGAUUGGUCUAUGGUAAAUGACCAGCGACGCAAAUUACUGGACAACACCGAGCACUUGGAAAGGACUGGGAAAAACCUCAAUGAGGGUUACCGAGUUGUAUUGGAAACUGAGCAGAUUGGGGCUGCUGUGCUGCAGGACUUGAGUGCUCAGAGGGAAACUAUUCAGAGGUCGAGAGGGCGGCUGCGCGAGACGGACGAGCAGCUGUCGCGGUCGUCGCGGCUGCUGAACACGCUGGUGGUGCGCGCGCUGCAGGAGCGCGCCGUGCUCGCGCUCGUGCUGCUGGCGCUCGCCGCGCUCGCCGCCGCCGCGCUCUACGCCUACACC